Molecule: messenger RNA, 657 nt
Organism: Babesia ovata
Lineage: Eukaryota; Apicomplexa; Aconoidasida; Piroplasmida; Babesiidae
Product: 40S ribosomal protein
Exons: 3
Coding region: 1-657 (218 amino acids)
Biological process (GO): ribosomal small subunit assembly; translation
Cellular component (GO): cytosolic small ribosomal subunit; ribosome
Molecular function (GO): structural constituent of ribosome; RNA binding
Source: RefSeq, a predicted model, not a curated record
AUGACAACAUUGACUAAAAACCGAUUCCCCACGGCGCCACGUUGGCCGUUCCCCACGAGCCGUCGCGGCCUUCAAUCUCGCCGUUCACUAGGAGUUCGUGGCAUCCUCUCUUUCAUUUGGCAAUCGGAGCAAUUUAUCAAGAUGGAACUCUCAUUGGAUAAGGAGAUGCUCAGGAUGGGCCGCUUGGACGCUGAUGUGCCCUACCGUCGCUUCAACACGUCGUUGAAGGACUGCAACGCGGACGUGUUCAUCGCCGCGUUCGCUCAGCAGAUGGAGCUGAAGAACUACGUUGACCCCCCGAAGUGGACCGACUACGCUAAGACCAGCGUGGCGAAGGAGCUCGCUCCCCAGAACCCAAAGUGGUUCUACAUUCGCAGCGCUGCUAUUUUGCGUCACCUCUACUUCCACCCCGACGAGGGUAUCGGUAGGCUGAGGCACGUGUACGCCUCCCGCAAGAGGCGCGGCUGCGCUCCCAACCACACCUGCCCCGCUUCCGGCAAGAUCAUCAGGACGAUCGUGCAGCAGCUGGAGGCUAACGGCUUCCUGGAGAAGAGCAAGGACAACAAGGGACGCCGCCUGUCUCGCCGCGGCUGCAACAUCGUAAACGAGUUUGCGCGCCACUUGACCCGCAGCCUCAUGGAGCAGAGCUCGUCGUAA